Messenger RNA from Pseudogymnoascus verrucosus, 3047 nucleotides. RefSeq lists its product as uncharacterized. Bases 1138 to 2490 code for a protein of 450 amino acids. Gene Ontology annotation, biological process: proteolysis. The transcript has 3 exons. The record is from RefSeq and is a predicted model, not a curated record. Gene Ontology annotation, molecular function: aspartic-type endopeptidase activity. NCBI's taxonomy places the organism in Eukaryota, Fungi, Ascomycota, Leotiomycetes, Thelebolales, Thelebolaceae.
CGGACGCCAAGCCACGUCAUUCUUCUAUCCCUCCUUGGAAGCUCUCCAACCAUUGCGCGUAACCAAAGUUCAAACGCGGCACCUGAGGCCCUAACAAAGCCCUACCCGCCGCCGCGUCCUUUUGUCUCCGCUUAAACAGUCUGGCGCGCCACUCGCAAGGCGAAAGCCCAGCAUGUGGAAUCAAUAACACUCCCAGCGCCUCCGUUCGAGUGCCUGGUCGUCCUGUUGGACAGCCAGCCGGCGUGGUCUCGACCCCAUAAAACAUGUAGAAGCGUCAGCCAAGUCGUCUUACGCGGGGGAGGCAUGCCUGGUUGGGUGUAGGCGAUCGCCCCUCCCCCGAUCGCUGCGACUCAGCCGGCGGCUGUUAUUCGUGGAAGCCAUAUACUGACCAUAUACGUACCCUGGCAGUGGUGGCGGUCGAGACUCGUUUGGGGGACGUGGAGCUCGUGUGUGGGGCGCGCGAAGGGGGUUGAAACGCGCGGUUGUCCAAUCGAUCCUGCGUCCUGAAGGACCCCGAGACGAUCAGUCGAGUGUACGUUGCUCCCUGAAAAGAACGUUUGGGCGAGUUUCGGGACAGGGUGACUUUCUGGAAUACUUUCAAAGCCAUGCGUUGGGAGUGUGUUGGAGUCGUACCGCAACGCGUGGAAGGGUUGUACCUCCGUCUCAGGAGGGUCUCGAUUUGCUCGAUGCGGCGUCGAGGGAACGCGAUGGGAGGAUUCUACUGGGGCUCGGCACUGCUUCUCUACCCUCGUUCGUUGAUACUUACUCAAGUUGCCGCAAUGGCUGUCUGGUACCAACCCGUGCCUAGAUCUUUGCGCCGUCUCCAGGUACUAGCUGAAUCGUUCUGUCCUUUGGUCUUCAUGUGGGGUCUAAAGUAUUUGGUCUCUCUCUUUCCCACCUUCGUUUGUCUCUUUCGUUCCUGUCCUUCAUCCCUCUCUCAACUCGCCUUCUCUGGAGCGGGCUCCCAUCUUUUUUUACCCCCUUUCCCACGGUCUUCCCUUGUGGACUUGCAUAGACCUCGUUCGUUUCGUUGUAUAAAUUUUUGGUUGUUUUUUGUAUUCAUUCUUAGCCACCUGGUGUGGUCUUUUUGUUCAUUCUCUCCAACGGUUAGCUGCGUCUAGCCAUUCAACCGCCACCAUGCAUUCAAAACUCUACAGCCUCAUCCUUGUCACCGUCUUUGCCGCCUUCGUUUUAGCCAUCCCGACGCCCUCAACAUCACGAAUCCAAAAGCGUUCGUUCAAGGUUCACCGGAAACGAAACCCGGACUUCAAGGGAUAUGAUGGACCAACCCAGCUCAUGAAGGCCUAUCAAAAAUUCGGCAUGACUGUCCCCGAGGGACUGCACCUGUCCGUAGGGAGCCGUCAUAGGAAUGGCAAGAACCGUGGCGCUGGGAGAGGGAAUGGCACCGCAACUGGAGCUGCCGCAGGGGCUGCAGCUGGCACCGCGGCUGGAAAUAGCACUGCAGCUGCUAAUGGAACUGUACAAGCCGUUGCCCCCCAGGUAAGCGGCGUCGGCAGUGUCACCGCCACACCUGUCGAGCCCAAUGACCUCGAGUACAUAGCACCUGUUACCAUUGGUGGACAGUUAAUCGAUAUGAACUUCGACACCGGCUCCUCGGAUCUAUGGGUGUUCAACACGCAGCUAAGCGCACAGAGCAGCGCAGGCCACACUCUCUACGACCCCACCAAGUCCCCAGACUUCAAGCUCAUCCAAGGAGCCACAUUCGAUAUCUCCUACGGUGACGGUUCUGGUGCUGCCGGCAACGUUGGCACCGACACUGUCGACAUUGGCGGAGCAACCGUGACCGGCCAGGCUAUUGAGAUGGCCACCGAUGUCUCCGACUCCUUCAUUCAGGACACCAACUCCAACGGGCUCGUCGGCCUCGGUUUCUCCAAAAUUAACACCGUAAAGCCGCAAAAGCAGAAGACCUUCUUCGACAACGCCAUGGCUACCCUCGCGGAGCCGAUCUUCACUGCCGACCUCCGCCAGGACGCCGUUGGCGCUUACGAGUUCGGCAAGAUCGACACCGCGCGCUUCACCGGCGACCUGACCUGGGCGCCUAUCGACUCCUCGAACGGCUUCUGGGAGUUCACGUCGACGAAGUUCAGUGUUGGGAAUGGGAAGGUACUUAACGCUAUUGGGGGAACUGCGAUUGCGGAUACGGGAACCACGCUGAUGCUCGUCGACGCCGCCAUCGUCAAUGCGUACUACAGCCAGGUCGCCGGCGCCGUGAACAACGCGCAGGUGGGCGGGAUCACAUUCCCGUGUGACUCGGUGCUUCCGGAUCUGAACGUCGAUGUUGGCGGGACGUACACGGCGACCAUCGAGGGCAAGUUCAUCAACUUCGCCCAGGUGAACGCAGAUACUUGCUUUGGCGGUGUUCAGCCCACAACUGGUAAUCUCCAGAUCUACGGAGAUAUCUUCUUCAAGUCGCAGUUCGUCGUCUUCAAUGGCGGGAACAACACCAUCGGCCUCGCGCCGCAUGCUUAGAAUAUAGGGUUUUGAAAAACCCGAUGUUAAGAGGCAGGAAAGAAAUAGUAGGAGUUACAUAGUGGAAAAGGGAAGCGGGAAUGCAUCACAUGGAGCAUGGCAUAGGCUUGGAGUUUUGUGGUUGUGACAUUUGUCUGCACAUAUUACUUGGCGAGGAGUAUGGGAUUAUAAAACCCUCCUUAGCAGUGUUAGAGAGAGGUAGAAAGAGAAAGAGAAUUGAAGAGAUCAAACAAUUUUUUAGAAUCUGUUACUGCAUUUUUGAGCGUGGUGGCGACUUUGUUGGCGAAGGGCGUUGAUUUAGUGGUGGAGGAGUGGGGAGCGAGCGGGCCGUCCCGAGAUGAGGUCUUGGGUUUGUCCCACCUUAUGUUGAGUCUGGAUGCCGCAGAACGGCUGAUCUAUAUAUCAUGAAUCAUAAAAGGCAUAAGUGUGAAGUCUGCCUUUUUUGGAAUAUAGUUUUUCUUUUGGCGCUAGGGUAUUGGACACCUACCACACGGAUGUCAGUUCGAUCGUUUAUAACAAAGCGGAUGUUGCGGAGCGGAAUCUGAAGAAUAAUCCAG